Molecule: messenger RNA, 4557 nt
Organism: Nymphaea colorata (pocket water lily)
Lineage: Eukaryota; Viridiplantae; Streptophyta; Magnoliopsida; Nymphaeales; Nymphaeaceae
Product: receptor-like protein kinase HSL1
Exons: 2
Coding region: 928-3960 (1010 amino acids)
Biological process (GO): protein phosphorylation
Molecular function (GO): ATP binding; protein binding; protein kinase activity
Source: RefSeq, a predicted model, not a curated record
GAUUGACAUGAAUAGUUAAACGAGUUGAGUUCGAGCUCGACAUUGUAUCCUCAAGUCAAUGAGCUCGAGUUACCUACCUAUUAUCAAGAGUCAAGACCCGACAAGAAAUCGUCCAAGUAAAUGCACUAUCUAUCUUUAUCUUUCUCUUUUUCUGUUGGAUUGGGUCCCCAGUUUUGCUCAAGUUGAGCAGCCAUGGUUGACGGGCUUGUGGUGGUAGACGAGGAACGAACCGAUUUUGCUUCACAAGUCAAAAACCAGCAGGAGAAAGGCGAAAAAUAGAAGAGAGAUUUGUUGGUUUCUGCCUUCUCGGUAUUUUUUUUUUUAAAUGAAAUGGAGUCAGCUUGUUGAAUACUUCAUUCUGAUCAGAAGACGCGGCACGGAGAUUAGGAGCUCCCUUGCGUGUCGAAAGAUACUCUUCUCGUCAGCUUCAACAUUAUUUCGGUAAGCAGCAAUCUCUGAACCAUCUUCGUUGACGUUUCCGUCUUCUCUUUCACGAAAUUUGCAAGUUCCGUGUUGCUUCCUAGGGCUUGGAAUUGACUUACAAAAGAUAUCUGUAUUUCUCCAUCAGAGUUUUGGCAGACAAAUCAUCUUUUUUUUAAGAGUGCACAUUGAUGAUUGAGAGGUGUGAAGGCGGCGCUGCUCUUCCUUGCGGAACGUGAAAGAAACUGUGGGUCAACAAAAGCCAGCUCCAUCUCUCUCCAGAACGAGAGUUUGAGCCCAGACUUUGCUUAGCCAUUCAAACUGGGUCCCGGAAUCUGAUCCUCCGGCAACGUUUUCUUCCAUUUUCUUUUGUUUACUCAAGGUACUAGACGAGGCCACGGACCCACGAAGCCCCGAGCCACCAGCACCAACAGCCCACCGCACCCCGACGACUAUAUCACCCUGAACUCGCCAUCCGAGUUGCCUUGCACCACGUCGCCGCCAACAAUGGCGACCGCCACCUCUCUCCUCGUCUCCUCCUUCCUCCUCCUCCUCUUCUCGGUCGUCUCUUCCGACGAUGGCCACACGCUUCUCGGCAUCAAGCAGUUUUGGGGCAACCCUUCAUUGCUCAUUUCGUGGAACUCAUCCAACCUCAAUCACUGCUCCUGGCUGGGCGUCUCCUGCUCGCCUUCCACCAACACCGUCACCGGCCUGAAUCUCCAAAGCCAGAACCUCGACGGCCAGCUUCCCCCGUCUCUGUGCGACCUCGCCAGUCUGACAUUUCUCGACAUUUCCAACAACAACUUCAAUGGAAGCAUUCCCUCCUCUCUCCUCCGCUGCUCCAGCCUCGUAUUUCUUAACCUUUCACAGAAUUACUUCGGGGGACCCAUCCCGGAAGGCGUCGGUCUCCUUGCCCGCCUUCAGACGCUCGACCUCUCGAGCAACUACUUUGUCGGUGACGUCCCUGCGGGCCUCUCUCGCCUCGCGGCGCUCCGGUUACUCUACCUCCACGAGAACCUCCUAGACGGGCUGAUAUCGCCGGAAAUUGGUAACCUCUCAAGCCUGGAGGAGCUCAGACUGACGAACAACCCUUUUGCGCCGGCGGCGCUUCCGCCGGAAAUCGGGAGGCUCGGGCGGCUGCGCUUGCUGGAACUGAAGCACGCCAACCUCACUGGACCCAUUCCCGAUGGGUUCCGGAAUUUGAUCGCGCUCGAAUGGCUCGACCUCUCCAAGAACGCGUUGACUGGGUCUAUACCGGCGGGACUCUUCCAGCUUCCGAACCUGACGUCCGUGUUUCUCAAUGAUAACGAUCUGACGGGGGAGAUUCCCCGGCCGAUCCUGUCCGUCUGGUUGACGCAGAUUGAUCUGAGCUCGAACCGCCUGACGGGGACGAUACCGACGGACAUCGUCAAGCUGCGAGGUUUGACCAACCUCUACCUCUACCAAAAUCAGCUCUCAGGCGAGAUUCCGCAGGCGAUAGCCCAGAUUUCGACGUUGCAGUACUUGAAGCUCUUCAACAACAGCUUGAACGGCACCUUGCCGCCCGAUCUCGGCCGGAACUCUAACCUUACCUACUUCGAGAUAGACAUGAACAGGUUCACCGGCGAGUUGCCGGAAGACCUAUGCAGGAACGGCGCCCUUCAAACGUUCAGCGUUUACAUGAACAGCUUUUCCGGGAGGCUGCCAGAGGGACUGGGCCAGUGCCCUAACUUGUUGGCGAUCCAGGCACAGAACAACCGACUCUCUGGUGAGAUUCCGGAAGGCGUGUGGUCUUACAAGAGUCUACAAUACUUGAGGAUCGGGGAUAACUCCUUCUCCGGCGAGCUACCGAGUGCCUUGCCUUCAAACCUCGCUUGGCUUGAGAUCCAGAACAACAACUUCUCCGGCCCAUUCCCUGCAAAUUUCUCGAACAGUGCAAAUUUUCAGCUAAUACAAGCAAGUGGGAACAAAUUCUCAGGCGAAAUUCCUGCGAGCCUGGCGCAAUUGCACAACCUCACAGAUUUAUAUCUCGAUAACAAUCGUUUUACCGGCCAGAUACCGUCCGCAAUCGGCUUGUUGGAAAAGCUAAAUAUCCUGGACCUGAGUCACAACCAGCUCACCGGCAGCAUCCCCGCGUCUAUUACCAACCUGCCGUCCCUGAACAGCCUCGAUCUUUCGGAGAACCAACUAACAGGUGAGAUACCGGCCUCCCUCAACAUACAGACGGUCACCUUCCUCAACCUGUCGGGCAACGCCCUCUCGGGAAAGGUACCCCACGCCUUCGAUAAUGCAGCAUUUGAUCAGAGCUUCCUCCAGAACUCCGGCCUUUGCGCCUCUGACCCUUCCCUGACUCGGACCCUCCGAAAGUGCUCUUCUGAUGGUAGCCGCCGGUCGAAGGAGGCCUCUCCAACAGCACUUAUCGCGAUCCUCACGGUCGUCGGGGUCCUCGGCCUCCUUACCACCGCGUUGGCGACGGCGCUCGUCCGGACUUAUAUCCGGCGAAGGCGUGAGUUCGGCGACUACGCCUCCUGGAAGCUCACCUCUUUCCAGAAGCUGCGCUUCACGGAGGAAGAUAUCCGGCUGGGAAUGUCGGAGGACCGCUUGGUGGGCCAGGGAGGCACCGGACAGGUCUACCGCGUCCCCAUCGGCGAUGGCGCUGUCGCCGUGAAGCGGAUCUGGGACGGUCAGAAGGUGGACAAGAAGAGGGAGCGGGAAUUCCAGGCGGAGGUGGAGGUACUCGGCGGGAUCCGCCACUACAACGUGGUGAAGCUCCUCUGCAGCAUCUCCGGCGAAGAUUCCCGCCUCCUCGUCUACGAAUUCAUGGAGAGGGGCAGCCUGGACCGUUGGCUCCGCAGCCUCGACUCGGUUCUCGAUUGGCCGACGCGGUACCGAGUCGCGAUCGGCUCGGCACAGGGCCUUUGCUACAUGCACCACGAGUGCUCGCCGCCGGUGAUUCACAGGGACGUGAAGAGCAGCAACAUUCUUUUGGACGCCGACUUCACUCCCAAGAUCGCCGAUUUCGGGUUGGCCCGUAUGAUUUCCGGACCAGGAGAAGCCAACACCGUCACGGCCGUUGCUGGUUCCUUCGGGUACAUGGCGCCUGAAUGUGCAUACUCCGUGAAGGUGAACGGAAAGACUGAUGUCUACAGCUUCGGGGUGGUAUUAUUAGAGCUUGUUACUGGAAAGGAAGCCUACAACAGAGAGGAGGAGCUGAGCCUAGCAGACUGGGCUUGGCGCUUGGUUCGCGCAGGUAGGCCACUUGAAGAAGCCAUGGACAAACGUAUCUAUAACCCUCAUGUAGCAGAGGACAUGAUUGCCGUCUUCAAGCUAGGCCUCCUCUGCACAAACGCCCUUCCUGCGAACCGGCCAUCAAUGAAGGAUGUUGUAGAUGUCUUGGUCUGGCAUGGGGCAAAUUCAGGCAAUGCCCCGUCCCCAGUGGCCGAGAAGCCGAUCAGCGACCGAGAUGGUGUUCCGCUGCUAUAUGGGAUGCCUCUUCGAUUGGGCAGCAGCAGAGGCAGGGAUCUUCACUCCGCAAUGGGCAAUGGAGAUUGCAAUGUUUGAUAUCCAGAAGGUUGUGUUGUGCAAUUUUUGCUUAUCAUCCAGACGUGCAUGUGGGCUGUGGAGUAAGCAGGCACAUGAGCAUAUUGGCAUGGAUACAGGAGGCAGACCAACUACUUUCGAGUCAUAAAGUUUAGUAUACAUGCUUAAGGGCAUGAGUUUUGACGUUCGGUAAUCAAAGGACUCUAGUUUAGUUAAUUACUGCCUCAAGACAGAAGGCACAGGGCAAGUGAAUGAUGCAAGACAAAAGUGGUUGUAGAUUAAAGUUUUAGGAUACAGACCGCACUCCCUAUCAGAAAAGAGGAAGUGGUUGCAUAUCUGUGAGAGUAAAAGUUUUAGGAUACAGACAGCAUCACCUAUCAGAAAAGAAGAAUGAAGAAGGAAUUAUACAAUUUGGAAAACAAAGUGUAACGUUUUCCUACUUGGAUCACUUCAGGUUUACGUUUAUUGGUCUUGUUCGUAGUAUCACUAUGUUCCACUGUAACAAAAACAUCAAAUGAUGGAUACAAUUGAUGGGAGUUAUACAAUAGUGUAAAUAUUAGCAUCUGAUACAACUCUUGAUCUGCUCAAAUUCAUCAAUAAGAACUAUAGAUUUCGUAA